GGUGUGCUUUGGCAUUCUAGAGUUCAAAAUGGAGUCUCCAACCGAUCUUCGUCUUAAAGCGUACCGUCUAAUUGCAUACUCGGCUGUCGGAUUCUCUGUUACUGCCGCUGUUGCAUUGUGUCUGACUUUGCCACUUAUUUUCACUUAUGUUGAGAAUACCAAGGCUCAACUUCAUCGCGAGUCUUUGUAUUGCAAGAACUCGGUGCAAGAUAUGUGGUCUGAAAUCAAUAGCGACGUGUCAGUGAACAGAACUGCAAGACAGGCUGGAUACUCGUCGGGAGGUCCUGAUGCUGGAGCAGGAGCCGGAGCUGCAGAUGCAGCUGCUGGCGGUGGAUGCACUGGAUGCUGUAAUCCAGGACCACCAGGACCAGGAGGAUCUCCAGGAAAGCCAGGAAAGCCAGGAAAGCCAGGAGCACCAGGAGCUCCGGGAGCCGCUGGAAAGGGGGCAUCUGCACCAUGCGAAGCAAAAACUCCACCACCAUGUCAGCCAUGCCCAGCAGGACCACCAGGACCACCAGGACCAGAUGGACCAGCUGGACCAGCAGGACCAGACGGAGAAGCAGGAUCACCAGCCGCACCAUCGCCACCAGGACCACCAGGACCACCAGGACCAGCAGGACCCGCAGGAAACGACGGAGCCGCCGGAACUCCAGGACCAGAUGGACCAGCUGGAGAGAGCACUUAUCCAGAGCCAGCAGGACCAGGACCAGCUGGACCACCAGGACCAGCAGGACCACCGGGACCAGAUGGAGCCAGUCCAACCGCUGCCCCAGGAGCUGCCGGACCACCAGGACCACCAGGACCAGCUGGAGCUCCAGGACCAGACGGAAACCCAGGAACUGCAGGACCACCAGGAAAAGCUGGAGGUGAAGGAGAAAAGGGAAUCUGCCCCAAGUACUGCGCCAUCGACGGAGGAAUUUUCUUCGAGGAUGGAACACGGCGUUAAUUCCAUUUAUUAUUAUUACCAUUACUUUGCAAUUGACUUCAUUUGUCUUGCCAAUAAAUUUAGAGCAUUUUCAAA
Messenger RNA from Caenorhabditis elegans, 1021 nucleotides. It is a transcript of the gene col-185, whose product is annotated as Nematode cuticle collagen N-terminal domain-containing protein. Gene Ontology annotation, molecular function: structural constituent of cuticle. The coding region runs from base 29 to 946 and encodes 305 amino acids. NCBI's taxonomy places the organism in Eukaryota, Metazoa, Nematoda, Chromadorea, Rhabditida, Rhabditidae. The record is from RefSeq and is marked reviewed. The transcript is spliced from 2 exons.